AUGACAACAAAACAGUAUGAUAAAUUAAAUACAAAAAAUGAUAUUAGAUCUUCUUCUCUUCCACCAGCUUUAUAUAAAAUACAAUAUCCAAAUUGUCGGACUGGAAUGUUUAGUCUUCGUGCACCAUUUAAAAAUUUUCAUAUAGAUGACAAUGAACAACAAAUAUCUAUACGUAGUUCUACUCCUAAUACUGCACAUCCAGAAUAUUUACAUGUUGAUCAAUUAAAUCAACAAGAAUUAUCUAUCAUUCGUCAAUCAUUACAACGAGAUGCUCAAGUUCAAUGUUCGCUUGGUUCUUCUGAUAGUCAUGAUGGAUUAGAUUUACGAAGACAAAAAGUAUUUGUAACAGAUUCAUACGAUAGUGGGUAUUUUAGUCCUCGUUAUCGUGUUCAAUUACAAUUACGACCAACACAACCGAAUAUUUAUGAAGUAUGGAAUGUUGAAACUCCACCACAACGAUCAAUUCCAAUAAAUGAACGAAUUAAACGUCGAGAACCGUCGAUACGUAUUCGUUCACCACGUUUAGUUGAUAUAGAACCUUUGAGUGAUGAUGAAUCUGAUUAUGAUGAUCAUAUAGUCUAUACUGAUUGUGCACGAAGGACAUAUUUACCAACAAACGUACGAAUGGUAUGCGUUAGACAAGACGCAAAUACAAUAUGUUAUUAA
This is a messenger RNA of Rotaria sp. Silwood1, 666 nucleotides long. The record is from the annotation of a GenBank genome assembly. NCBI's taxonomy places the organism in Eukaryota, Metazoa, Rotifera, Eurotatoria, Philodinida, Philodinidae.